CUACUUGGUGUUAGUUCAUCUCUGCAGAUUAAAGGCAUCACAUCAUUAAGAACGAAAAACAAAAAGGGGGGAGCCUUGAAGUGCCAUUCCUGACUCUACCUGGCUGGAAGAGCCAUCACUGAGAUAUCACUAUGUCAGACGAGAAUGCCACAGAAAAUGCCACAUCCAAUUAUUCGAGUUACUAUGACUAUGGUGUCACACAAGAUUACACUCCUAUCAACUUAAGUGAUGUUCAAGAAUUCAGCCAAGUGUUUCUUGCCACUCUCUAUAGUUUGGUUUUCAUCCUGGGCUUCAUAGGUAACGGACUAGUGGUGAGUGUCCUGGUGAAGCACCGCAAUCAGAGCAACCUGACAGACAUCUGCCUCUUCAACCUGGCUCUCUCUGACCUCCUCUUCGUCUUCACGCUGCCUUUCUACUCUCACUAUGCCAGGGUCGGCCAGUGGACUUUUGGAGACUUCAUGUGCCGUUUGUUGUCCGGCUCUCACCAGACUGGCUUCUUCAGCAGCAUCUUCUUCAUGGUUGUCAUGACGCUGGACCGCUACAUGAUCAUCGUGCACGCUCACAGGGUUGCACGUUUUCGCACAAAGAGGGCAGCCAUCAUUCUGACCGUGCUCGUUUGGAUGCUGAGCUUGUUUGUCUCUCUGCCGGAUUUUAUCUUCACACAGGAAACAAAGGAAGAGUCUCAGAACAUUGGAUGUAACUAUCACAGCAAAGUCUGGGAGCAUUACAACCUGUUCACCACAAAUGUGCUGGGUCUCGUGAUUCCCUUGCUGGUGAUGGUAGGUUGCUACUCCAGGAUCAUCCCCACACUGAUGAGCAUGAGGACAGCAAAGAGGCACCGCAUCGUCAAGCUGAUCAUCUGUAUAGUGGUUGCAUUUUUCUUACUCUGGGCUCCAUAUAACAUUUCCCGUUUCUUGAAGUUUCUUCAGGAAAAAGGGAAAAUCCCACGUAUUGACACCUGGGACAAAAAUAUAAGGCUGUCAAUAACAGUGACUGAGAGCUUAGCUUACACUCACUGCUGUCUGAAUCCCAUCAUAUACGCUUUUGUGGGAGAGAAGUUUAUGAGACGAGCCUUGCAGCUGUUGAAAAAGUUGGUGCCUGGUUACAGGAGAGAUUUGGCAGACAGCUCAUUCAGGAGAAGCUCAGUUAUGUCCAGGGGCUCUGAAACCACCUCCACUUUUAAACUGUAGAAGGUGGAGGGCAUGUGUAACUUUUUUAACAUGCAGUUUUCACCUGUUAUUACUGCACACCAUAUCUUGUUCUUGUUUUUUUGUUCAUUUGACCACUUGUAUUUGACAUAUACUGCAGUGUUUUUUACUGCAGAGUUUGUGUUUACAGCUUUAGAUCCUUUGACUUACAAGGGAAUACUUCAUUUUUAUCAUAAGAUUUCAGAUGCAAAGGCUCAAAACUUAUGUCCAGUGCUUUUGAGACUAUGUAAUGCUCUUCCUUCUUCUGCUCAGGCUCAGUGAAACUUGCUGGUGCAUUCAACUGAACCCGCUGUUUGUAGCAUCCUGUAACAGCAAGCUGGCACAAACAUGCAAAAUAGCAUACUGCAACACAAACAAACCAAAGAUGCCAACACAGAAUGUUCUAGUCUUAGAUGAAAUAGAAAUCCUUCAAUCAAAUGUAUACCAAUAUGGAGCAUUUUCCAUAUUCACAUGUCGUCAUUGAUAAUUGAAUCUUAUAAAAUGAUGUGGAGCAAAUGUUCCAGUAUUGGCAACAUUGUAUAUAUGUACAGAAUAGAGCUUUACAUGCUGGAUACAUUGUCCUUAUUGCUUCAGUGACUUUACUGUUGUGUCAGAUCUUCUUUAAAUGAAACUGGUGCAUUUUCUUACUUUAAUUUACAUAUUUCACUUUUUGCACUUUUUUGUCUGUUACAUCAUGUUAUGGUUCUUUGCAUUUGUAAUGACUGAGUCGAGUCAGACACUCCUUUAUCUCUUUUCCUGAUUUUAUAUGAUAGUUUUCUUAAGACAAUAAAUAAUAAUGCAACCCUUCAGCUUACUUCGAAUGAAAGUCAUAAAGUGGUUUGUCAUAUUGGAGGAGUCCAUUGUUCAUUUUGAGAAGCUCUCUUAUUUCUUUCUGUUAUGGAAAUGACAAAUUCUGUACACAGUCAGACAAAAGGAUCUGUUAAAAAAGACGGUCUGUGAGAUAGUCCCAAACUAAUUUGUUAGGUAGGCAACUUUUCACCAUCACUAUCAUUUUUGUCGCCCGUGGAAGAGUCCAACUGAACCGUCAUCUGAAAUCUUGGGCUUUCAAUUGAGGCCGCGUGUAAUCGCUUUUCAAAUGACAGGAGUUGUAGUUUCCACAUUAUGUCAACAGAGAAGGACACGUGAUUUGUUUUGGAGAUAUUGUGAUUUUUUUUUUUUGUUAAAAAUCAAAUUGAUAUCUUCACUUUGAGACCCUUAACUUUCCUUUUAGCAGCACUUGAGAAAUAAUAAUUUUACCCCUUUCCAAAACCAAAAUUAUAUUCGUUGCCCUUUGUAGUGGACAGCAGGAAUAACUUUGGCAUAUUUUCAACCUAUAAUCAUGUUUCAGGAAGCGGAGACAGUAAGGAUUAUCCUCAAUAUUGUGGAAGCAGAGUCAGAUUAGAGCUGUCAAGAAAUUAGGUGGGCAUUAGAGUACAAAGGUGAAAGCUCAAAAGAGCACAUACAUAGAUUGUACCAUGUAUUGCUCAGACAUUUUUAGGCAUUACAAUUUCUAGAAGGGGAAAUAAAAGCCUUUUAAGUUGAAUUCAAACACACACCAAUUUAAGGUUUGAUUUCUUUCUUCAGUUACCCUGUUGAUUUAUUCAGUUAAUUAUAUUUGCUAAAAGUGCAUUAAACUGUACCGUUUCUGUGUUUACCAGUUCAGUUUAAAUGAUACUGAAACUGGGCAGAAAUCAUUUUGUUUUUGGUGCUCAUCUCUGAAGGCGGCAUUAAAACU
Messenger RNA from Oreochromis niloticus (Nile tilapia), 2922 nucleotides. Its product is annotated as C-C chemokine receptor type 2. The transcript has 3 exons. The record is from RefSeq and is a predicted model, not a curated record. Bases 132 to 1190 code for a protein of 352 amino acids. Gene Ontology annotation, biological process: cell chemotaxis; calcium-mediated signaling; positive regulation of cytosolic calcium ion concentration. Gene Ontology annotation, molecular function: C-C chemokine receptor activity; C-C chemokine binding. Gene Ontology annotation, cellular component: external side of plasma membrane; membrane. NCBI's taxonomy places the organism in Eukaryota, Metazoa, Chordata, Actinopteri, Cichliformes, Cichlidae.